Rotaria sordida is the source of this 1008-nucleotide messenger RNA. The record is from the annotation of a GenBank genome assembly. Lineage: Eukaryota; Metazoa; Rotifera; Eurotatoria; Philodinida; Philodinidae.
AUGGACUUUUCACUUUUUCCUUUCUCUCUUACAUUAUCAUAUGGUUCUCUCGUUUCUCCCUCUAUUUCAGUUUAUCCAUUGCGUGGAAGUGCCAUUGACAUUCAUCCAAAUGCUUGCUGGAAACAAAAUGGUAUUACAGUGGCUGGAAGAAAGGAAAAUGGCUAUGGAACCGAUCAACUCAAUAAUCCAUGGGGUUUGUUUGUGGAUGAUGAACAAACAGUCUAUGUUGCUGAUCCCAACAAUCAUCGUAUUAUGGAAUGGAAAAGAGAUGUGACGAAUGGCCAAGUGGUUGCCGGUGGAAACGAACAAGGAAGUAGAGAUCAUCAAUUGUCUUACCCAUAUGAUGUGAUUGUUGACAAAGAGACAGAUAGUCUCAUCAUAUGCGAUGGUUGGAAUAACAGAGUGGUUCGAUGGCCUCGUCGAAAUGGAACAAAUGGAGAAAUAAUCAUCUCCAACAUCACUUGUGUGGCUUUGACAAUGGACGAGAAUGGAUCUCUCUAUGUCGUUGACAAAGGAAAACAUGAAGUAAGGCGAUAUCGAAGAGGAGAAUCGGAAGGAACAGUGGUUGCAGGUGGCAAUGGAAGUGGAAAUCGUCUCGAUCAACUCGAUGAGCCAACAUACGUAUUCGUCGAUCGAGUUCAUUCAGUGUACGUAUCUGAUUGGAACAAUCACCGUGUGAUGAAAUGGUCGAAAGAUGCAACACAAGGCAUUAUUGUGGCUGGCGGCCAAGAACGAGGAAAUGAUUAUACACAAUUGUCAUAUGCUCGAGGAUUCGUUGUCGAUCAAUUAGGCACUGUCUAUGUAGCUGAUGCAGGAAAUGAUCGAAUCAUGCGUUGGCCCAAAGGAGCCACACAAGGAAGUGUCAUUAUUGGUGGAAAUGGUCAAGGGGGAGAAUCGAAUCAACUCAAUUGGCCCUUUGGUUUAUCAUUCGAUCAACACGGCAAUCUCUAUGUCGUCGAUCGCUAUAAUCAUCGAGUGCAAAAAUUUAACAUUGCCUCAAAUGCUUAA